This is a messenger RNA of Castor canadensis (American beaver), 1743 nucleotides long. Lineage: Eukaryota; Metazoa; Chordata; Mammalia; Rodentia; Castoridae. The record is from RefSeq and is a predicted model, not a curated record.
UGAGCCACAGUACCAGCUCAUUUCAACUUCUUAUGUAUUGAGUCUAGAGCUCCAACACUGUGAGUCUCACCCUUAUUCCUGGAAACAUAUGUGGGUAUUUUAGGAUUCAGUGACCUUUGAGGAUGUUGCUGUGGACUUCACCCAGGAGGAGUGGGCUCUGCUGGAUCCUGCCCAAAAGAAGCUCCACAGAGAAGUGAUGAUGGAAAUCUUUAGGAACCUGGCUGUUGUGGGAAAAAAACAGGAAGACCUUAACAUUGAAGAUGACUACAAAAGUGCCAGGAAAAAUAUAAGAUACCAAGUAAUCAAGACACUUUGUGAACAAAAGGAAGGUAGGCAAUGUGGAGAAAUCAUCAAGCAGAUUCCAGAUACUAUUGUGAACAAGAAAACUAAAGUAAAAAUGUGUGAAAGUCAUGUGUGUGGAGAAGUCUUCGUGGGUCACGCAUCCCUAAAUGUGCCUAACAGUUACGAGUAUCUGAAAUACGGAGAUGAGCUCCAUAAAUGCAGAGAAUGUGGGAAAACCUUCAGUUACCUAAAAUGCUUUCUGAAGCAUGAACAAACUCACACUCAAGAGAAACCCUAUAUAUGUAAGCAAUGUGGUAAAGCCUUCACUUAUCCCAGUUUGCUUCUAUACCAUGAAAGGACUCACACAGGAGAGAAACCCUAUUCAUGUGAGCAAUGUGGGAAAGGCUUUUCCUCUUUGAGUAAUGUUCGAAUACAUGAACAAACGCACACUGGAGAGAGAUCCUAUGUUUGUGAGCAAUGUGGGAAAGCCUUUUCUUCCAUGAGUAAAGUUCGAGUACAUGGACGAGUUCACACUGGAGAGAAACCCUAUGUAUGUAAGAAAUGUGGAAAAGCCUUCUCCUAUCGUAAUUACAUUCGAUACCAUGAAAGAAUUCACAGUGGAGAGAAGCCCUAUGGAUGUAAGCAGUGUGGAAAAGCCUUUGUUCGACCCAGUCACCUUCACCGACAUGAAAGAAUUCACACUGUAGAGAAACCCUAUGGAUGUAAGCUGUGUUGCAAAGCCUUCUCUAACUACAAUUCCCUUCGCUAUCAUGAAAUGGUUCACACUGGGGAGAAACCAUAUGUAUGCAAACUAUGUGGGAGAGCCUUUUCUUGUUUGAGUACCCUUCGAAGACAUGAACGAAUUCACACUAAGAGAGACCCUAUGUAUGUAAGCAAUGUGGGAAAGCCUUUACUCGUUCCAGUCACCUUCAAGGACAUGAAGGCACUCACACUAGAGAGAAAUCAUGUGUAUGUAAGCACUGUGACAAGGCCUUCACUAAUCACAAUUGCCUUCGGUUCCAUGAAAGAGUUCACGCUUUGGAGAAACUCUGUGUAUGUAAGCAAUGUGGGAAAGCAUUUUCUUCUUCAAGUAACCUUCAAAGACAUGAGCAAACUCACACUGGAGAUAAACCCUGUCUUUGUAAGCAAUGUGGAAAAGCCUUCACUUAUUCUGCUUCCCUUCAGAAACAUGAAAGGACUCAUUGAAGGUAAUUGCUUAAGAUAGAAUGUGAGAAGGCUUUGUUAUCACAUGACCUUUCUAGCAAAUGGGACAGUGCAAACAGCAGACAGGUAGUAUCAACAAUGUAAAAUGUAUGGGUCACCUCUAGUCUCAGUUGAAAUCACAAACAUAAAAGAGUGCUGUGGUGAGAAAUCCUGAAGAAAAGAGUUGGGCAGAAGUCUUUCCUUGUCCCACGCCAAAGAAUGCAUCUAAGAUCAAAACCAUAUAAAUGUAAAAAACAA